This is a messenger RNA of Falco peregrinus (peregrine falcon), 2089 nucleotides long. RefSeq names its product claudin 10 (gene CLDN10). Gene Ontology annotation, cellular component: plasma membrane; bicellular tight junction. Lineage: Eukaryota; Metazoa; Chordata; Aves; Falconiformes; Falconidae. Gene Ontology annotation, biological process: bicellular tight junction assembly; cell adhesion. Bases 35 to 721 code for a protein of 228 amino acids. The transcript is spliced from 5 exons. The record is from RefSeq and is a predicted model, not a curated record. Gene Ontology annotation, molecular function: structural molecule activity.
GCCGCCCGCCCGCUGCCUGCCUGCCGCCGGGCCCAUGGCGAGCACGUCGGCGGAGAUCAUCGCCUUCCUGCUGACCAUCUCGGGCUGGGUGCUGGUCUCCUCUACGCUGCCCACCGACUACUGGAAAGUGUCCACCAUCGACGGCACGGUCAUCACCACCGCCACCUUCUGGGCCAACCUCUGGAAGACCUGCGUGACCGACUCCACCGGCGUCUCCAACUGCAAGGACUUCCCAUCCAUGCUGGCGCUGGACGGUUACAUCCAAGCCUGUAGAGGACUGAUGAUCUCUGCUGUCUGCCUGGGCUUCUUCGGUGCUGUUUUCGGACUGGUUGGGAUGAAGUGUACAAAAGUCGGAGGCUCCGAUCAGACUAAAGCAAAAAUAGCUUGUUUAGCUGGACUGAUUUUCAUACUUUCUGGGUUGUGCUCUAUGACUAGUUGUUCCCUGUAUGCAAACAGGAUUACGUCUGAGUUCUUUGAUCCUUCUUUUGUUGCACAAAAGUAUGAACUGGGAGCAGCUUUGUUCAUUGGAUGGGCUGGAGCUUCGCUCUGCAUAAUUGGUGGCAGUAUAUUCUGCUUCUCCAUAGCUGAAAACAGUAACUCUCCAAGGAGGGGCUAUGCAUAUAACGGAGCCACAUCUGUGAUAUCUUCUCGUACAAAGGUCCACAACAGCGUCCCAGACAAAACCCCACCAAAGCACUUUGACAAGAACGCUUAUGUUUAAUUGUACUGUUGGAAGAUUCAAAGCGUUUAAAAAAUGAGUUUGUAUGUUUCAUUCAGAGUGAUUUUCCCCCCACACCCCCAAUGUAGUUACCACUAAGACAAUGACUUUUUAAAACAUUAUCUUGCAGCUUUUUACAUAUUGAUGUAAAUGUUAUUAUAUAAUAUUUUAAGAUUUAUGUUGGUAUUGUAAAGUUUAUACCUGGAAAUCAUGAGCUGGAGUUGCUUCCUUGAAAAAAAAAAAAUAAAUGAGGUAUUUACCAGUAUGGUAUGUUAAUUGCUUGUGGGAAUGGCAUCACAAUCACGGUGACUGCAGUGCAUCAUUGCAACCCCUUCUGAAAUGGGUUUGGUACUGGACAAAACAGCCAUACUUCACGCAGGUUAAUAUGUCAAAUAUCUCACCACUGAUUAGCAGUGAUGUUGGAAUUACAGAGCACACCGUAACUGCAGCACCAGACCAGGACAGUCAGCAGGAAGCAGCAGGCUCUUGCGUCCUUAUAUUGCCAGGGUGGAAGAAUGUGUAACUUGGUCCAUUCAGUGCCACAGGAGUAAGAAGAGGAAGAGACUGGGUGAAGUGAAAGUAAGUAUGGGAUUUGGGGAGCCCGGAGCAGGUAGAAAGAAGUCAGGGCCAGCUGUUUACAAAAACAAUCACUAGAGAGGGUCUUGCACAGCCCAAGAAGAAUGCAUGCAUAAGAACGAACGCACGCGUGAUCGUGAGCUUUCAUGUGCAUGGCAGGGAGAGCAAAGGCUGAGCGAGGCUGCAGCCCGUGGGGAGUUCUGCGGUGGGUAAGACAAGGCUCGGAGACAGUUCCUAUGUUCUGCAUUUGCUUUGUGCCGCUGGGCUCCCACCUGCCUCAGCACUCAUCCCUGCUAGUGAGGUCUCUUCCAGGUUUUCACUCGCUCCUGCUGGGCAGGGUGCUGGGACACCAUCAGCUCCAGAAUGGCUCCAAGCCAGCAGCUUAUGAAAGGGAAGAAAAAACCCAGGCAAUGCCAGCUGGCCUGCUCUGCCAGUGACACUGCUGAAGGGCUGACCACAUAAAAGCAGGCAAUACUUAACAGCACCUUUGGAUAAUCCUGAUUUAGUUACAACAGUUCAAAAAUUCAGCUAGUACGUUUUCUUUUGCCUAUCCUUAGAAAUGUGAUGGCUUCUGAAGGAAUAUUCAUACAGCGACUCAAUAAAUGAGAUCAGAGAUUACGAAUAACCACAAAAUGCCUUCUAGACGUCUGACACAAACUCAGGUCUGUCUUGAAGUCUGAACUGAUGGACCCCUGGAGUUUCAGUACACUGGUUAUUUGGGGACAAAGAUGUAAAUGUAAAAAAAUGAGUAGUCCUAUUUAGUAAUGGCACAGUAUGACAGAAAAGGUUUUGUAU